Messenger RNA from Alosa alosa (allis shad), 2464 nucleotides. It is a transcript of the gene atxn3, whose product is annotated as ataxin 3. The record is from RefSeq and is a predicted model, not a curated record. The transcript has 11 exons. Gene Ontology annotation, cellular component: nucleus. Bases 246 to 1241 code for a protein of 331 amino acids. Gene Ontology annotation, molecular function: cysteine-type deubiquitinase activity. Gene Ontology annotation, biological process: protein deubiquitination. Lineage: Eukaryota; Metazoa; Chordata; Actinopteri; Clupeiformes; Clupeidae.
UUUAGGCUGCCGUCUCCCUGCUCUGAACCAGAACUCUGACGGAACUCUAAAUAGAACACCGGAAACCUAACAAACCUCACAUCACAGAAUGUCUAAUAAGUAGACGGGCUCUGCUCACAUGCUACUCUGUAGGCUGUGUUAUCGUGUAACUCACCAAUGAGAAACGUAGUCGACGGCCCAAUAAGAGAAGGGCUUUUACCUAUUGCGCUCCUGUAGUUUCGAAGCUUCGCACAAGUUACCUCAACAUGGACACGAUUUUUCACGAAAAACAGGAGGGCUCGUUAUGUGCCCAACACUGCCUGAACAACCUACUACAAGGAGAGUAUUUCACGCCAAUAGAACUGUCAUCAAUUGCUCAUCAAUUGGAUGAGGAGGAGCGGAUGAGAAUGGCAGAGGGUGGUGUAACUAGCGAAGAGUACAGAACCUUCUUGCAGCAACCCUCUGGCAAUAUGGAUGAUAGUGGGUUUUUUUCGAUUCAAGUCAUCAGUAAUGCUCUUGGAGUGUGGGGCUUGGAGCUGAUCCUCUUCAACAGCCGGGAAUACCAGCAAUUAAUGAUCGACCCAAUAAAUGAGAAGGCUUUCAUAUGCAACUACAAAGAACAUUGGUUUACAGUGAGAAAACUUGGACAGCAGUGGUUUAACCUGAAUUCACUGUUGACGGGACCAGAGCUGAUAUCGGACACAUACCUGGCUCUUUUCUUAGCACAGUUACAGCAAGAAGGAUAUUCUAUAUUCGUGAUCCGAGGAAACUUGCCGGAAUGUGAGGCAGAGAAGAUUUUGGGGAUUGUACGUGUAGAACAGCAGCAAAGGCCCAAGCUGAUUGGUGAAGAUGAUGCACAGACAAGUGGUGCCCAAAGGCCAACCUUGAAAGUCAAGGACCAUGGACUUGAAUUGGAGGAGAGAGUGUUGGAUUCAGAUGAAGAAGAGUUAAGGAAGGCCCUGGCCCUGAGUCGACAGGACAUGGAGGUGGAAGAUGAGGAGGCUGACCUCCGUAGAGCUAUCCAACUCAGCAUGCAAGGUGCAGCUCCUAGAACCUCCUCCACCAUACCUAAAGAUGGCAGUGUUCCUGUAACAUCAGGAGGCUCAUUGUCCACAGGGACCAUAGGUAGUCCACGGGAGAACAACCUCAGCGCUGAAGAGUUACGCAGGAGGAGACAAGCUUACUUUGACAGGCAGUCUCAGCUCCAGACACAAGUCACUGCUUCACAGCAACAGGACAGUAAACCCACAGAUGGCCAGUAGCAGAGACCAAAUGCCAAGGAGUGACGUAAAAGGUUGUAGUUAUGGUUGACGCCUUAGGUUGAUGACUACACCUAUUUUACUGAACUGAUGUUUGCAAUUUGGAGCUGAUUCGCUCUGAUUUAAACCUGUGUGUGCAAAAGAAAGAAAGAAAGAAUGGAUAAAUGGACUUCUACACAGUGGAAGAAUAUUUUAUCUGCUGAAUAUACUCCGAUUGUGAUGGACAACAGAGCUGGAAUGGACAAACCAAUUUCGGGGGUGACCUUUCAAGUCUCAGUAAAACCAGUUGUUUCUGUAUAAAGAGCCUAGUGUAACAUGACAGGAAAUUCACUUAUGUCCCUCAAACCUGUACUGCUAUGCUGUCCUCCCAAUUACAGUCAUUUUUUAUGGUCUUGUCCUUGCUUUGAGUAAAUUCUUUCUUCAGCCAUUUCAUUUUGGAAGCAUAGAGGGAGGCCUUGCUCAACAUUUGACAUUUUGCCGGGGCCUCUCUCAUGAGUAGAGAUAUAAGUGAACACAGUCUUAGGUAGUUGAGUUAGCUGGGUUGAACCUUGAAGAGGCAACUGUGGAAUAUGUAAAGUACCCCUCUUCCAUUCUCUACUGUUCGGUCAGCCAUUCAGUUAACUGUUACCUUCCCAAUGAGGGGUUGGCAUUGAUGCUUAGAUAUAUUUUGACCAAAUAGGGGUUAGCAUUGAUUGUCAGAUGAAUUUUGAUGCAUUGAUUUUCUAACAAACUGUGUGGUUCUGUUAUGAUUAAUCACAGAAAUAUGUUUUUCUGACAAAGAAUUCUGAAACAUUUUUUUUUUUUUUUUCUGCCUUUUUUCCCCUUUUUUUGGUAUGAUGGAUGAGGGCAAAGCAUAAAAGUAGGCAGAUCUAUCUAAGUACCAUUCUACUUAGGAAGAAAAGUGGUGAACACGGGGUUGGCUCGCAUGUAAACUUUAUUUAACCAAGCUACAGUACAAAGAUAUGAUGAAUUUGAUGUUAAGGUCUCAAGUUAACACAGGAAAGCUUGACAGAUGGCAACAGAUAAGAAAUGCUUUAUGUAUUUGAUAUUGCAGCUUGAUAAAAUGCAACAGGUCAUACCAUUUUUAAAUUCAAAUUUACAAUGUUUUUUUUCUGCAUCUACUGGUCACAAUCAAAUGUUUGUCAUUAUUUUUAUGAUUUUGUGGUACUUGAUGUCAUUUCUAUUAACUCCAUACAGUUUCUGCUAAUUAAAAUUCUUUUAUCCAA